Molecule: messenger RNA, 720 nt
Organism: Dendronephthya gigantea
Lineage: Eukaryota; Metazoa; Cnidaria; Anthozoa; Malacalcyonacea; Nephtheidae
Exons: 1
Coding region: 1-720 (239 amino acids)
Source: RefSeq, a predicted model, not a curated record
AUGUCUCUGCAUCAGACUCCUUCUGAUUUUAUGUCUCUGCAUCAGACUCCUGCUGAUUUUAUGUCUCUGCAUCAGACUCCUUCUGAUUUUAUGUCUCUGCAUCAGACUCCUGCUGAUUUUAUGUCUCUGCAUCAGACUCCUGCUGAUUUUAUGUCUCUGCAUCAGACUCCUGCUGAUUUUAGGCCUCUGCAUCAGACUCCUGCUGAUUUUAUGUCUCUGCAUCAGACUCCUGCUGAUUUUAUGUCUCUGCAUCAGACUCCUGCUGAUUUUUUGUCUCUGCAUCAGACUCCUGCUGAUUUUAUGUCUCUCCAUCAGACUCCAGCUGAUUUUAUGUCUCUGCAUCAGACUCCUGCUGAUUUUAUGUCUCUGCAUCAGACUCCUGCUGAUUUUAUGUCUCUGCAUCAGACUCCUGCUAAUUUUAUGUCUCUGCAUCAGACUCCUGCUGAUUUUAUGUCUCUGCAUCAGACUCCUGCUGAUUUUAUGUCUCUGCAUCAGACUCCUGCUAAUUUUAUGUCUCUGCAUCAGACUCCUGCUGAUUUUAUGUCUCUGCAUCAGACUCCUGCUAAUUUUAUGUCUCUGCAUCAGACUCCUGCUAAUUUUAUGUCUCUGCAUCAGACUCCUGCUGAUUUUAUGUCUCUGCAUCAGACUCCUGCUAAUUUUAUGUCUCUGCAUCAGACUCCUGCUGAUUUUAUGUCUCUGCAUGCAUCAGACUCCUGCUGA